UCUAUCAUUCCCGGGAUCAUUCGUGCGCAUAGCAUUAUACACAGAUGCAUUUACCUGUUUACCUUCAACUGUGACAACUUCCGACAAGACCGUGAAUUUCAUGCAGAAUUAAGCAAAAACGCCGAGAAACUGGAUUAAGGCCUACAAAUUACAUACAAUGACAUGCGAGGGAAGUUCGUGUUGUUCCUGUUGUUCGAGAUGUCACAGAAAAUGGGAAUCUUUGAUAGAGAAUGCAUUCGGCAGGCUCGGUUCUUUCAUUGCAUCAUAUCCCGUGAAAAUAAUGACCGUGUGUAUUGUUGUCAACUUGCUUCUGACCAUUGGAAUCAUGAAUAUAGAAAUGGAAAAUGAUGUAGAAACACUCUAUACUCCGAUGGAUAGUCAAGCAAUAAAAGACCGGUCUGUAUUACGAGACCUAUACGGAGAUUCCACGAACAGUAGUUUUCGUUCUUACCAACUUUCAGACUUUGGACUGUAUGGCGAUGUAAUGAUUCUCUCUAAAAAUAAGACUACAAUAAUGAGCCAAGCCUAUGUUGAUGAAAUAAACAACAUCAACACUAUAAUCAGAAACACUAUAAUUGUUAGCGAUUCCUCUGGACAAACCUAUACUUAUGAUGAUCUGAGUGCAGGUUCGAAUCCUAACGAAGGAAUCGCUAGUGCUGUUGUACUAUUGAAUACAUUUCAAGACAAUUUCAUAAUCCCUAAUAUAACCUACCCAGUUUAUGGGGAAUAUAUCUUGUCGCCCUUUCUUGCGCAGGCAGUUUCUGCUAGCGGAAUGUUAAAUUCUGCAAUUGGGGUAAAAUUGCAGUACUAUCUUCGACAAAGUGAUACACGUGCAGCGGAACUUUCAAAGAAAUGGGAAAAGGCAUUUGUUACCAAAAUGGAGAACCUGCAAAUAAAUCUGACAGAUAUUGCCUACACAUCCUCAGAUUCCCUCGGAACAGAAUUGGACAAAAACACAAAUAGCGACAUAAAAUUUUUCUCCGUUACGUUUACGCUCAUGAUGACAUACGCAUCUAUUGCUUCGUUGACCAUCAAUUGCAAUAACGUAGCUAAUCGUAUGAAUUUAGGAAUAGCAGGUGUUAUUGCCCCCGUGUUGGCCAUCGCCUCAGCCUUCGGAUUUGUGAGUGCAAUUGGAGUGGAGUUCACCAACAUCGUUGGUGUAAUGCCGUUUUUGGUUGUCGGGAUUGGUAUAGAUGAUAUGUUCAUCCUCAUGUCCGGAAUGGCGGAUGCCCCACCUCUGUCUGAAGUAUUCAUCAAACAAAGAGUGAUCUUCAUGAUGCAGAAGAGCGCAGUUGCCAUAACGAUUACGUCACUGACAGAUUUGCUGGCUUUUGUCGUUGGAGCAUCGUCGGUAUUCAAAAGUAUUCGGAAUUUCUGCAUUUACACAGGUGUGUCGGUGUUCUUUUGCUAUUUAAAUCAACUUUUCUUUUUGUGUCCGGCUAUAACGAUUAAUGAACAUAGAACGAAGGGGAGCAAACAUUUCUGUUGUUCCUGUAAAACUGUAAGACCGAGAAACCAAUACGAAAAUAAGUCGAAAUGUUUUCUCUUAUGUGUUCCUGGAUCGCCCCCCGAAACGAGACUUGAUGUGGAAAGUCCAAUGGAAAAAUAUCCCAAAAAGUUUAUCCUUUUCAUUUUAAAUCAUACUGUCGGAAAAUGUUUCGUCAUUGUUGUAUUCCUCGCUUACCUAAGUUCUUCAAUAUAUGGAUGUGUAAAUCUUCAACAAGGCCUUCAGCUCUUCAAUUUAGUUUCAAAAGAUUCCCAUUUCUACAAGUAUAGUGUGUGGGACGAAAAUUAUUUCACCACUGAACCAAUGAUUACGCUUUGUGUGACUUCAGAACAAGAAUACCACAGGAGUGAAAUACAAAAUCUUAUAAAUUCUGUGUUAUCCAAGACAAAAUUGAACAGUUACAUUGACGACAAUUUUGAGAUAAAUUGGCUUGCAAGUUACAAUCAAUCUGCACACUAUAAUGCCGCCACCGAAUCAAAUUUUGUUAGUGGUCUGAAGGACUUCUUGGCGUCACAGAGUGGACAAUCCUUUGAAAACGACAUUGUUUUCGAUACUUCUAGAAGCAAAGUUCUGUCAUCCAAAUUUUAUGUUAAGGCAAAGAACAUGAAAACAUCAAGUGAACAAGGGGAUUUCAUGAAACGUAUGAGGGAAAUCACGGAAAAUACGGCACUUCCCUGUAUACUCUAUACCCCGGCUUUCGUUUUCUUCGAACAAUAUGUACAAAUCCUGCCUAGCACUCUCCAAACUCUGGGUAUUGCAGUUGCUGCAAUGCUGGUCGUAACGUUUAUAUUCAUGCCUGAUUUGCGAGUCGUUGCCAUAGUAUGCAUCACACUUAUCAGCAUCUUGUCCGGAAUAUUGGGUUUUAUGUACUACUGGGAUCUGACAUUGAGCUCAAUAACUAUGAUUCAUUUGGUGAUGAGUGUAGGGUUUUCUGUCGAUUUUAGCGUCCACAUUUGUCACGCCUUCGUGUCUGUUGAGGGAAACAGUCGCGACACAAUCCUAAAAAACGCUAUUGAUAGAUCCGGUGGCCCUGUUGUGAAUGCGGCUUUUUCCACGCUAUUGGGGAUACUGAUGCUUGCAUUUUCCAGCAGCUACAUUUUUCAAUCUUUCGGUAUUCUGAUGUUUUUGGUAAUCGGAUUCGGACUGAUUCAUGCUGCGUUCUUUCUUCCUUUAUUACUGUAUGCGCUCUUUCCCUGCUUCCAUACUAUUGACCCUGGAAGGGUAAUCGAUUCGCCAGUCGAUUCUAUGUCCCGAAGAGCUUCGUCGGAACUAUUUUGGACAUCAUUUGACAAUACGAACGAUAAAAAACAUAAGGAAACGCCGAUCGAUAAGCAAAAAUCUUCUAUCAAUGGGGAUUUAUCGGCAUGUCAAACAGUCCCUUCACCAAGAUCAAAAUCGUCGAGACCUAAUAGCCGUUCUAACCACGAUGAAAAUAUUCGACAAGGCGAAGUUAAAGAUAUCUGUGACGGGUAUAAGAUGUACCAACCUCACAAAAAUCACGCAUCUUGAAGCAAAGAAACAUAUAGCAUCUAGAUAAAUUUUGACUAUAUUUGGUUGAUAUACACAUAAACGUAUAACUGUUGUAGCUCUUUUUAUGUAUGCUUUUUGUGGUAACUAUCUACAUUUCAUAUUGUCAUUUUCCACUGGUUGAUAUUUAAACACGAAGAAUUACAGAUUGAGAAGAUGAACAUUGCUUUAGAUAGCCAGUAGCAUAUUUAGCAUAGAGAUUAGGGAGAAGCGAUAACUCAUGAUCAUACUUCAAAUUUUGUAUAAACUCAUAUUGCUUGAAUGAGAUAUCUGUAAUCAGGUGCACUUGCAGCUUUGUACGUACAUUGUGUCUAUUCAAUUUAUCAUGAAUGUAGACCCUACGCGAAAACUAUGAUGGGGCAACUAAAGUGCGAAGUAUCCCCACCUCUACUUUCAUUUCGACCUUAGAGACACUGCAUUUUUUAUUCAAAUCAAUAUACUGGGGAAAUAAUAUAAUGCAAUAUAUUAAAAUAAAUGGGGUUCCUUACUCCUCCUAGGUACGCGAUCCCACCUCUGGUAUGUCCAGGGAUUGUGUUUUCCCUACUAUCAAGUUUUGUAUUCUUUAUGGGAAUGAUUUCAUUGGUCACUGUUCGAGAUCUUCACUUUUCAUUGAGUAGAGGUAAGAAGUCUACAUAUUGUUAUGGUGAAAUAGUCUUAAACUCCCUUGCCUGUAUUCUGAGUAUUCGAUGACAAAUCACACGGGUUAUGCAUUUUUUCUUUCUUUUUAGUUGUUGAAAAAAUUCAUAUCCCGCAUUAUGGAAAAACAAACUAAAAUAAAAUAACGAAUAUGA
Ostrea edulis (European flat oyster) is the source of this 3825-nucleotide messenger RNA. RefSeq names its product patched domain-containing protein 3-like. Lineage: Eukaryota; Metazoa; Mollusca; Bivalvia; Ostreida; Ostreidae. The transcript is spliced from 4 exons. Gene Ontology annotation, cellular component: membrane. The record is from RefSeq and is a predicted model, not a curated record. The coding region runs from base 158 to 3016 and encodes 952 amino acids.